Molecule: messenger RNA, 2142 nt
Organism: Penicillium brevicompactum
Lineage: Eukaryota; Fungi; Ascomycota; Eurotiomycetes; Eurotiales; Aspergillaceae
Exons: 1
Coding region: 1-2142 (713 amino acids)
Source: RefSeq, a predicted model, not a curated record
AUGAACGAAGAGCCGCAGCUGAAUUCAAUUCAGCAGAGGAUCGCCGCUCUGAACCAGUCGCAGCUGGCCCGCCCACCGGGAGCACCUGAGCCACCAUUCCUCCGCCCAACACCCGAACGGAGCGCAUCCGCCAACAAUCCACCCUCCUACGACUCUAUCGGAUCCGUGGCGGACCGAUCACAUAUUGGAAAUGAGCCGGCAGAUGAAAGGACCCAGCGGCCAGUCCUGCAGGCGCCUGCAAUGGAGACCCUCAGGCCGGACGUGAAGCCAAAGAAGAAGCCCCCUCCGCCGGUGCCCACGCGCAAAGCAGCUCCUCCACCUCCACCAGCUCGCCCUAGCUUGCCUCCGCGAAGACCAACCGAGCAAAACCGCAGACCUUCCCUCGACUCAGCCACUUCCGAUGCUUCGUAUUCAACAGCGUCGACCGCAGCUACUGUGGGGCGAGGUGCCUCAACAACCUCAGUGAACUCCACUGGGAAUGGUCGCAUAAAGGCGCCUGCAUGGGGUGAAACCGAACUACCUACGCUGCCUCCUCGGAGGCCAAAGGAGGCAAUCGCGGAACCACCACCGCGACCAACCCUUAGUAGCAAGAGGAGCUUGGGUGGCUUGUCUUCUAAAUUUACCUCAAAGUUCAACCUGCCAGGCUCCAAACCACCGCCUGUGCCAUCACCUUCCCCGAGGCCUAGUCAGCCUCCUCGUCGCGAGACGGAAGGAGAAGCCCCAGUUCCCAAACUGCCCCCGCGUCGACCAUCUGGCGUACAGGCGGACCAGAAUGGGGCAUCUCCUGAGGUAGCACCCAGCUUGCCCAUCCGGAGAACGCUACCACCGCCACCAUCGGCUGCCAAGAUACAGGAUGCUCGACAAUUCGGAUUCGGCAAUAAAAGUCCAAGCCUUCCAUCACGGCCCAGCAGUACUGCCCCUGGUGGUACACCACCGCCAAUACCGCAUGGCUCUCGUCCAGAUCUGUCCAAGAUCUUGGCUACUAAACCACGCUUCGAUGGCUCAAAUGCGCCUGCAACCCCUCCUGUCCCUGCGUCCGACGAGUGUCUAGUUUGUCGAGACUUCUCUGGCCCAGACAAUCAUGCCGCUCGCUAUCCUCGUGCAUCACUUCCCUCACACGAUAUGACGUGGUUGGCGAAUGAGCUGACUGCACCAUUCCCAUCUUUGACAGACAAAGCACGAUCAAUAUUCACAUGGCUGCAUCACAAUGUCCUUUACGAUACCCAUGCCUUCUUUAAUAAUUGUGUCAAGCCUUCUACGCCCGCCAGCACUCUAGCCACUGGUUUGGCAGUUUGUGAAGGGUAUGCAGGGCUAUUCGCAGCGCUAGCCACCCAUGCCGGGCUAGAAGCUGUCGUGGUCGGCGGCCACGGAAAGGGAUUCGGACACGUUGCUCUGGGGCCAGGAGCCUCUGUCCCUCCAUACGCAGGCAACCAUGCUUGGAACGCAGUCAAGAUCGACGGAGGCCGCUGGAAGCUAAUUGAUGCCUGCUGGGGAGCAGGAGCAAUCGAAGGUGCCGGCCAACCCUACAAGCAGCGAUUUGAGCCUGCCAUGUUCUACAUAUCAAACGAAGAGUUCGGUCUAAAGCACUUCCCCGAAAACAGGCGCCACUUCUACCGAGAAGAUGGCCGCCCAGACCUUACCUGGGAAGAAUAUGUCCUCACAGACCCAGAUCGUCCCAACGGCGUAGAAAGCCUUAAGGUCUACAGUGACGCAGACAAGCGCACCAUUGGCCGCAAAACAUUCUCACCCCAAGGCCUGCACAUCUCAGUCAGCACGCCCGGAUCAAUGCGCUUCCAGUUUGGUCUUCUUUGUCCUCAUUGGACCUUAUCCCGCCACAGCCACAUCAACAACGCUGGACUGUUCCUUCUUAUGAUUCAUGGCGUGGACGGCCGCAACGAUGACAGACUUCCCUUCACGCACGUUGCAGGAUCGGGCCCAUCUGGCGGUGGCGAGUUCUGGUAUGUUGAUGUUCCCGAUGCGCGUAUGCUUGGCGCACCAGGUCAAAAGCUGCAGUUGGCGGUCUUGACUAGCUUUGGGGAUCGGAAAGAUGCGAGUGGGGUUACAGCGCAGGAAUUCCAGGAGAAGGUCGGUCGUGUUGGCAUGGCUUGGGCUUAUGUGGCUGAGUGGGAGUUGGUUCGGUAG